Cottoperca gobio is the source of this 1483-nucleotide messenger RNA. RefSeq names its product phospholipid scramblase family member 5. Gene Ontology annotation, biological process: plasma membrane phospholipid scrambling. Gene Ontology annotation, cellular component: plasma membrane. The coding region runs from base 172 to 1101 and encodes 309 amino acids. NCBI's taxonomy places the organism in Eukaryota, Metazoa, Chordata, Actinopteri, Perciformes, Bovichtidae. The record is from RefSeq and is a predicted model, not a curated record. The transcript is spliced from 8 exons. Gene Ontology annotation, molecular function: phospholipid scramblase activity.
CACUCUCAAAGCCAAACAUUACUACGUGAAUAUAUACACAAACACACAGAGGUGGUACGGAGGUUUGUGCUUCAUCCCUCCUGAUGAUGAAGACUCAUGAAUGUUUGACUGGUCACGUCCUUCUCACAGUCAGAUCAUCAGAGUCUUUAGAUACCUGGAGGCUGAACACAGAUGUUUUACAGCAUGUCAGCGGUGACCAAUCAGCCUCUUCCCUUCGGUCGACUGGAGCGAGAGAAGCACAUCCAAAUGAUCUUCAAAGCUUUCCAGAACCGCUGUGGGCCUUCAUGUGAAUGCCACACUCACUCGCCAGGACCCAAAUGCCACCAAACGCCUCCUGACUGGAAAUCUGAAGAGCAGCUGUCAGAUCUGGCUCCUGGGAGGAACAUGGAGAACAGCUACACGCAGCCACCAGAGAAAGUGAGCAAGCCAGAGGUGGAGGAGCAGUGGCCUGGAGGUGCAGCAGGAUCACACUUUAUGUCUGUGCUGGAAACAGUCAAUCAAAUACAUAUCACUGCCAGACAAGAGCUGCAAGGUCCACAAUGUGUUCCCAGGAGGAUCUACAGCAUAUCCACAGGAAGCCGCGGCUCACAGCUAUUUGUAGUUGUGGAAGAGAGUUCCUGUGCGUGCCUCCAGUGCUGCGGUCCAGCUCGGGCCUGUUCUUUGCAGGGCUUCGACUGUCAGGGCCGGCAGGUCUUUUAUUUUGAAAGGCCCCUGAGAGUAGACGCCUGCUGCCUCGGCUGCUGCCUGAUGGAGAUGAGGGCCUACACACCUCAAAAACAUCUCAUUGGCACUGUAUGUCAGAGGUGGAGCAUGUUCACCCCUUUCCUGGAAGUGUGUGAUUCGGAAGGAGCAUCGACCAUCAGAAUCCAGGGCUCCUGCUGUCCACAACGAUGCUUUUCCAACCAGCAAUUCCAGGUUGUCUCCAACAUUGGUGAGAAAAUGGGCACAAUAUGGAAGAAGUGGCCUGGCUUCAACGACGACUAUAACAUGGACCAUGAAUAUUUUGGGUUGGAGGUGCCACUGAGUAUGGAAUCACACAACAAGCUGCUGCUGCUGGCAGCCACUUUCUUGUUGAAUUACAUGUUCUUUGAAAUGAGCUGAUGAAUCAAGAGUAAAACUGACAUCGUGGAAAGAGGACUACAACUAAUGAGGCGCACCUGCCGAGUCAGUUUAUGGUACAAGAGACUGCAUCAUUGAAUUGUAUUUUUGGAACAACAGUAAGGGCUGGUGUGGCAUUAAAGGCUUUCCUUCAACAAUUCAGUUUCAACAGACAUUUAUGAAAGAAAAGGACACUGAACCAGCUUUAGCAGCAGAUGCAUAUUUGACAUUUAUUGCUAUAAUCCAUCAGGUGUACAUCCAAACGUGUUUCUGCACUUUUGAUACACACCUGCACCCAUCAUCACACCACCAAACACAGGCAGCAUUACAGUUUUUCAACAAACUAUAGGCGCUUUCUUGACAUGAUUCCAAAACAAAAUGAUCC